CUGGUUUCUUACGCACAGUAACAUCAACAAUUUUUGUUGCAUUCUUAUUCAUGUAAACCUUUAUGUACAGACAGCAUCGUGCAAAUACCUUAUGAGAUAUUGCCAUCGUUCAGGUAGAAAACAUUGGAUGCCAUGAUGCUACUGGUCUUUAUACUUCUUUUGGAUCAAAGUUUGGCGGCUCACAGAACUUUGGACAAUGAAACAUGUAUGAUUGAAGUCUCCAAGCUGCAAAAGCAGUUACAACAUUUACAGGCUCAGUUCCUACUUGGAACAUGGCGACUAAAGCAUUUGAAGGAACACAAUGACUACUGGACAAAGAAAAACACAACAACAGAAAAGAAUGAACAACAGACCACAUUACAACCAAUUACUUCACAUCAGUUUGCAUAUCACCAUGAUUGUUCAGAUAUUUAUAACAGUGGUGAAACCACAAGCGGCUAUUACCAAAUCAAGCCAAAAUCUAUUGCUGAACCAUUUCUUGCAUACUGUGACAUGUCAGAUGGGGGAGGAUGGACAGUUAUUCAACGUCGCAGUAAUGGCAAAGUGAAUUUUAACAGAGGCUGGGAUGACUAUAAAUCAGGCUUCGGAUUAUUUCAAAGAAGGAAAGAUGAAUAUUGGCUUGGAAAUGAAAAGAUACAUCAAAUUCUGGCUGCAGGAAAGUAUUUAUUAAAGUUUGACCUCACAGACUGGAAUGGAGAUAAGAGGUACGCUACCUAUGAAAAGUUUAACGUCUCAGAUGAAAUGGAUAAAUACAGGCUAACAUUCGGAGCUUAUAGUGGGAAUGCAGGCGAUUCAUUGUCUGGUGGCCUGGUCCCAGAGAUUCAGUGGUCAGUUUCUCACAAUGGGAUGCAGUUCAGCACUUCAGACCAGGACAAUGACAGAUACCUACUUGGGAGUUGUUCGCAAGAAACAAAAUCCGGUUGGUGGUUUAACAGGUGUCAUGCAACCAACCUUAAUGGAAAAUAUUAUCGACACGGCAACUACACUGGAAAGUAUGAUAAAGGAAUUAUCUGGUUCACCUGGACAGGCUGGUGGUACUCUUUGAAAUUCACAGUCAUGAAAAUCAGACCACUCUACUUCUUCCCAAGUGCUGGAAGUGGAGAUUAUGAGAGCAAAACGGGGUAACAUUCAUUUGACAAGCAGUUAUAUCUUUAAUACCAAAUGUCAGGUUGCUUUUACUCAAAACAGAGAGAAAUAUUAUGGAGUUCAACCUUUGUAUUUUGUACGUUAAUUCAUUGUUAAGUGGGUCAUUCUAAUUUUUGUGACAAUUUAAGAAUUGUAAUGACAAAAUGUCAAGCCGUGUCAGCCAUUUUAAUUAGCAGAAUUACCAAUCUGCAGAUAGCACGUUAAUAAUGACAAAAUGAGGGCUAGGGAAGGGAUAUUUAACUUGCAGAAGGCCAAGACGUUUGAUAGAUCCAAUGUCUGAUUUAAUAUACAGCUGAGCCUGUAAAUAGCUGAGCAGUUCUGGUCUCCUGAAAUUAGUGAAGACUAAAUAUGGAAAUCAAAGUUUACACUGGUUAUAUAAAACUUGGAAAACAUAGAAAAUAGGUGCAGGAGUAGGCCAUUCAGCCCUUCUAGUCUGCACUACCAUUCAAUAUGAUCA
Rhincodon typus (whale shark) is the source of this 1603-nucleotide messenger RNA. It is a transcript of the gene fgl1b, whose product is annotated as fibrinogen like 1B. Lineage: Eukaryota; Metazoa; Chordata; Chondrichthyes; Orectolobiformes; Rhincodontidae. Bases 133 to 1125 code for a protein of 330 amino acids. The transcript is spliced from 8 exons. The record is from RefSeq and is a predicted model, not a curated record.